AUGAAAGCAUCGGUCUAUCAGGUUGCUAUACCUCAUGUACUUUUCUUCCUACAGGCCGCAGCCACGCUACAAGGAGGCCCUCCCACCGUGGUGCGGACGAGCUCAGCAGGCGCAUUAGAAACGCUAGACACAGAAGGCAACAAGGAACUCGAAGAAUGGCUGGCAGCAAACAUCAGAACUCCCCCUUCUAUGCUCAAACCGUGUCCGCUGCCCUGCAGCGAGGCACCAGAUAGCAUUAAUGGAGGUGGAUGGUUUUUGGUACCCGAUGCUACCAGUUUCGCUCAAUGUAACAAGACAUUGCUGCUGGAUCUCGUCGUCAAAAGUGACGAUCCACCAGCCCUCAGGGCAUGCACGGCUGAUUAUGGCUCCAAUUAUCAACUUUCCAAAAUUCAUAGUCCUGAUGAUGGAAAUGCAGCCCUUUGCUCUACACCUAACCACGAAAUGGUGAAGACUUCUAUCCGCUUGUUGGAAGUCUCGACUCCCACUCAGAACAAUGACACGUUUGCAACUCAACAUCUGGUGUCAGCAAGUCGUCAGGUUAUGCAUUACUUGGCUUCUCAGAAACCUUCUUGUUCGAAAAAUGCCUUAGCAUUCGGCUAUAGCCAAACUUCUGUCGUUGGCGUCUUUGCUGGCGCUGAGGUUCACCAGCAUGGACUGGCCAUCGACAUUAUCAACAGCCUCCUCUCAUAUGCGACGGAAAGGUCCAUUUCCCAGACCACAGUUCUUCAACUGUGUCAGGAACAUGGCCUUGGGGCAGAUUAUUCAUUUGGAUUAGUUGCAACUAACGCAAACAACUUGAAGUUUGCUCAGGAAGCCGUCCGCCGGUGGGCAAGCGGCAAAUGCGUCGGUCCGGACGGGGGGCGAGAUUGGAAGGAAGUUACAAUCCGUGUGCCCUCUAUUGUGAGGCCAACCAAUACGACGGCCUCUUCAAACAUGACUGGUUCACGUCUCGGCUCUAGGUCUUUCUGGCAGGAUCUUGCUCGGGUCCAUUGCAAAACGCUCACCGUCAGGAGCGGAGACGGUUGCUGGGCUUUGGCCAAGAUAUGCGGAGUUAGCCAGUCCGACCUGACCAAAUAUAAUCGCCGUGCAAAUUUCUGCGAUACUUUGGUCGUUGGUGAAAAAGCUUGCUGUACUCGGGGCAUCCUCCCUUCAAGCAUUCCUGAUUCCAAGUCCGACGGCACAUGUGUAACCAAGGAAGUCAAGAGCGGCGAUAGCUGCGGCUCUCUAGCCUCAAAAUGUGGCCUUAGUGCAAGCGACUUUAUGAGGUUGAAUACUAAAGAGGAUCUAUGCUCUACCCUAGCUGAAGGCCAGCAAGUCUGUUGCUCGCGCGGGAAGCUGCAAGACCGGCGUCCAAAACCCGAGUCGGACGGGACUUGCGCUUCUGUCAAGACGAAUCGAGGCGACAGUUGUGCCAGCAUAGCCGCUUCUCGGGACCUUACGGUUAGGGAUAUUGAAAGUUUCAACGAGGACACCUGGGGCUGGAAUGGUUGCAAAGUGCUCUGGGUUGGCUUCAGACUCUGCGUUAGUGAAGGGAAACCGCCCAUGCCGGAACCGGUAUCUAAUGCCGUCUGCGGUCCAACAGUUCCCGGUACAAAGGCGCCAGCUAAAGGCUUCGACUUGUCGAGGCUUAACCCCUGUCCUCUCAAAGCUUGUUGUAAUGUUUGGGGUCAGUGCGGGCUUUCAGACGACUUUUGCAUUGAAUCCAAAUCUGAGACUGGUGCCCCAGGAACUUCUGGCGUCAGGAACGGAUGCAUUAGCAAUUGCGGAAGAGCUAUUAUUAGAAGUUCGCCCCCUCCGAGUGUUAUCAAAAUUGCGUAUUUUGAAGCGUGGAAUCAUAAACGGUCCUGUUUAUGGAUGGAUAUUGACGAUAUUGAUACCACGAAAUACUCUCAUAUCCACUUCGCCUUCGGUGAAGUGACGAAAGACUUCAGAAUCGAUAUCAGCAAAGUUCAGACCCAGUUUUACAAGCUUAAAGCUAUGGUGGGUGUUAAAAGGAUCAUCUCACUUGGAGGCUGGGACUUCAGCGCCUUGCCGGGGACGUAUAAUAUCCUUCGCGAAGCUGUCCAGCCAAGGAACCGCGACAAAUUUAUCACGAAUAUUGUGGAUUUCCUGAUCCAGCAUGAUCUUGACGGAGUGGACCUUGACUGGGAGUAUCCUGGGGCAACUGAUGACCAUCAAAACGGCUUGAACUAUUUUAAACUCGUUGACGAAUUAAAAUAUAGACUAUCUAAUGCUAAGUCUGUCUCCUUUGCAGCUCCAUCAUCAUAUUGGUAUCUAAAGGCGUUUCCUAUCUCACUCAUGGCCAUGUCACUUGAUUACAUUGUUUUCAUGACAUACGAUCUCCACGGGCAGUGGGAUUAUGGCAACAAGUGGACAUCUCCUGGCUGCCCAACAGGUAAUUGUCUGAGAUCCCACGUUAAUAUGACUGAAACUAAGGAUGCCCUUGUCAUGAUCACUAAGGCUGGCGUUCCAUCUAACAAGGUCGUGGUGGGCGUCGCCAGCUAUGGGCGCUCUUUCAAGAUGGCUGAAGCUGGCUGUUACGGGCCACUUUGCAAAUUUACUGGAACCCCCCGCAUAUCUCACGCUGCCAAGGGCCGUUGUACAGACACGUCCGGAUACAUAGCCAAUGCAGAGAUUGAAGAAAUCCUUGCCAGUGGCAAGGUCACCAAGCAGUGGCGAGAAGCUGGCUCUAAUAUUCUGGUCUACGACGACACUGAGUGGGUGGCGUACAUGGACGACAAACUUAAGGAUAUUCGAACUCAGUUUUAUCUCAUGAAUAACUUUGCUGGAACGACGGACUGGGCUGUUGACCUGCAGAAGUUUUUACCUGGCGACGGUAUUCCUGACGACGAUUUUGAGGACGAAUAUGAGCCAUACAUUGAUCCUGAUUUUUAUUCGGACUGUAGUGGUAAAUACAGCACGUUGGGCGAUGUUGAAAAACAUCUAACUACGAUGCCCACCCACUGCACAGAGAAGUACAUUGCUCAAGCAGAGUCGGCUAUGAUUAAGGAAGCCUUGACAAAGCACCUCGAGCUUCUGCAAGAUGAUUACGACAGCAAAUUCAAAACCUAUGAACGGUUUGUAAAACAGCAAGUCCCUGUGCAGAUUAAUAACUUUAUGGCGAGCGACAAAGUACAUCAAUACUUUAAAUGCUCAGAGUAUAAGAAGGUUAUCUGUUGCAGUGACUGUACAUAUGCUACAUGUCUCGAGACUUGCGCCAAUUUUGCCGGCUGCAAGAGCGGAUAUCAAACGCUAGAUAUUAAAUGUCCACAGCAGAAGGAUGAGCUCGAAAUGAUUUCUAUGGAAACCACUCCUAACGCCACGUUCCGCCUUGAGGACGAGGAGGGGUUUUGGAAAGAAAUCGGGAGCCAAUAUGGUAUUGAAGAGGCUUGGGUGGCAUUUGGAAGAAGACAUAUGAGGACAGCUAACGGCUGCCAGUACGCUGGCAAAGCCAUUCAUGAAUGCCAAAACCAGAAUGACCGUUGGUGGUACAACUACCCGAUCGCCGCUGACGACAAGAUCAAGGUAUACAACCCAAAGAAGAUUUUCGGUGACUCCACAGACACCAUUGCAAGCCUGGCCGAGAAUUUGGACAUUAUCAAGGACCUGAAUAUCUACGACACUUUGAUGCUGUGGUCAGACGUCGUGGACGCGGCGUCGCUGCCAGCACUUACCCUGCAGGCAGCAGUCGAAAAUAUGAAAAGCAUUAUUGACAAGGCUGAGGAAAUUGAGAAGAAGCAGAAAGAAGAGUUCAUUCUGAACAUGGUGAUGGGAAUAUUAUUCUUUAUCCCCGUCGUUGGGGAGGCGGCCGGCUCGGCGGCCGGCUCGGCUGGUUUGACAGCCGCUCGAUCUAUGCUACGCCUAAUAGGUGCGGCAGGGGAUGCGGGCAUGACUGUAUACGAUAUCGUCAAGGACCCUAGCAAUGCAUUCAUGGCGGCUUUUGGAUAUGUUCUCGGUGCUGGCGUGGGACGAUCUGGGUUUCGGGACGCCGCAAAUUCUAGGCGAGCAGUGCGGCCUAGAGAACUUGCUGCAGUCGGCUCAUUGAAAACUGAUCUCCGGAGAAUUCAAGUAUCCCGUAAGAACAUCUGCUAUCUCUAG
This is a messenger RNA of Metarhizium robertsii ARSEF 23, 4098 nucleotides long. RefSeq names its product Glycoside hydrolase, subgroup, catalytic core. Gene Ontology annotation, molecular function: chitin binding; hydrolase activity, hydrolyzing O-glycosyl compounds. Bases 1 to 4098 code for a protein of 1365 amino acids. Gene Ontology annotation, biological process: carbohydrate metabolic process. Lineage: Eukaryota; Fungi; Ascomycota; Sordariomycetes; Hypocreales; Clavicipitaceae. The record is from RefSeq and is a predicted model, not a curated record. The transcript is spliced from 4 exons.